Messenger RNA from Thecamonas trahens ATCC 50062, 1404 nucleotides. RefSeq names its product RNA polymerase II 215kD subunit. NCBI's taxonomy places the organism in Eukaryota, Apusomonadida, Apusomonadidae. Gene Ontology annotation, molecular function: RNA binding. The transcript has a single exon. Bases 1 to 1404 code for a protein of 467 amino acids. The record is from RefSeq and is a predicted model, not a curated record.
AUGAGCACACGUGCAGUGACACUGACGGUACAGGAGGAUGGACUGACGAGCAAGUACCGUGCAGCUGCGGCAUGGCGGGCGGCGCGGGCGGCCGAGGCCAAGGCAGCCCGCGAGGCUGCGGCCGAAGCUGCGCGAAAGGCGGCGGCGACGGCGGCGGCUGAGGCCGAGGCAGCACGGGCGCGCGCCGAGGCCGAGGCCAAGGCUGCGGCGGAGAAGGCUGUUGCGGCUGAGGCUGAGGCCAAGGCUGCUGCUGCUGCUGCAGCGGCGGAGACAGCGGCGGCCGAGGCGGCGACAGCGACAGGCUGCGGCAGCGGCGAGGUCGGGAGCAAGCGGCGACGCGAGGACAGCGAUGAAGGCCGUGGCGAUGGCGGAGGGGCGGCCAAGGUGGCCAAGGGCCUGGGCGAUGGCGAUGUGGGCGAGGGAGGGCGCGGGAAGCGGGCGCGGGAGGAUGCCGAAUACACGGUGUAUGUGGGCGGGCUAUCGCGCGAGACAACGCGGCAGAGCGUGUACCAAGCCUUCUCGCAGUUUGGCGACGUGCUCGAGUUCCGCCAAAUCCCCGACAAGAACUACGGCUUUAUCACCUUUGACAAGAAGGAUGCCGUCCAGCGCGCCAUCGCCGCCAUGCACUGCACCAUCUUUGAAGGCUCGUUCAUCAGAGUCAACUUUGCCCACGGAUCCGGCAAGUCCGGGACCGAGGACCCCAUGGCUGGCUCGUCGACCACCUUCCGCAUCGACCAAGGCGGCUCCACGCCGGCAAAGUCCGCCCCACCGCACACCGGCUACACACCCAGCACAAGCCGGACCGAGACCGCGAGCUACGCCCCGGCAUCGCCCAGCUACGGCGCCACGUCCGCACCUUACGUCCCGGCCGGCGUACCACCGGCAUCCGGCUACGCGCCGUCGUCUCCCAAACACGCGCCGUCGUCACCCACCACUGGCUUUACACCUGCAACCGAGACUGCGAGCUACGCCCCGUCGUCGCCGGCCUACGCGCCGUCGUCUCCAGGCUACGCGCCUGCGGCCAGCCGCACUGGAUUUGCGCCAUCUUCACCCACCUACGCACCGUCAUCGCCGACCCACGCCCCUGCGGCGGCAGAGCCGACUGCCGGCUUUACGCCUGCGGCUACGCCAGGCUUCACCCCCGCUGGGCAGGCCGGCUUUACACCCGCCACGGAGCCGUCAGGCUUCACCCCGUCAUCGCCGACCUACGCGCCCUCAUCACCAGGCUAUGCGCCUGCGACGGAGACACCCAGCUUUACCCCGUCAUCACUCGGCUACGCUCCUGCCUCGAGCUCUGCCGGCUUUACCCCGUCGUCACCGACCUACGCACCAACGUCACCGAGCUACGCACCCGCCGCCGACAAGCCCCAGACCAUGGACAUCGCCAAGGCCCCCGAUAACUAA